GAUUGGCAGCUUUGUUAUUGAUCCGAGAGCGCUGGCCGCCGACCGGACUUCCAGACGGGCUCCGCGAGACCCCUGAGUCCUCGCCUCGCCUCGGGCCCCCAAACUGACAGGUGCUCGGUGCAAGUGGCUGGUGACUUCUCGCCGCUCCCCCGGCUCCCCCGCGUCCCCACCCCCCUCUUUCCUCCCCCACCCCCACCACUUCGGCACAGCUCAGGAUUUGUUUAAACCUUGGGAAACUGGUUCAGGUCCAGGUUUUGCUUUGAUCCUUUUCAAAAACUGGAGACACAGAAGAGGGCUCUAGGAAAAAGUUUUGGAUGGGAUUAUGUGGAAACUACCUUGCGACUCUCCGCUGCCAGAGCCCGCUCGGCGCUUCCACCCCGGGCGGUGGUGAGAGACUCGGAGUCGCCGCUUCCCCAGUGCCCGCCGCGAGGGAGCUCUCGCCACAGUCAGCCAAAUGCUCCUCCUCGGCCUUCUCCUGCUGACAUCUGCCCUGGCCGGCCAGAGACACGGCACUCAGGCGGAGUCCAACCUGAGCAGUAAGUUGCAGUUCUCCAGCGACAAGGAGCAGAACGGAGUGCAAGAUCCCCAGCAUGAAAGAGUUAUUACUGUGUCUACAAAUGGGAGUAUUCACAGCCCAAGGUUUCCUCAUGCUUACCCAAGAAAUAUGGUCUUGGUGUGGAGACUAGUGGCUGUAGAGGAAAAUGUGUGGAUACAACUUACAUUUGAUGAAAGAUUUGGGCUGGAAGACCCAGAAGAUGACAUAUGCAAGUAUGAUUUUGUAGAAGUUGAGGAACCCAGUGACGGAACUGUGUUAGGGCGCUGGUGCGGUUCUGGCACUGUACCAGGAAAACAGAUUUCUAAAGGAAAUCAAAUCAGGAUAAAAUUUGUAUCCGAUGAGUAUUUUCCUUCUGAGCCAGGAUUCUGCAUCCAUUACAACAUUGUCAUGCCACAAGUCACAGAAGCUGUGAGCCCUUCAGUACUGCCCCCUUCAGCUUUGCCACUGGACCUGCUUAAUAACGCUGUUACUGCCUUUAGUACCUUGGAAGAUCUUAUUCGGUACCUCGAGCCUGAUAGAUGGCAGCUGGACUUGGAAGAUCUGUAUAGGCCAACCUGGCAACUCCUUGGCAAGGCUUUUGUUUUUGGAAGAAAAUCCAGAGUGGUAGACCUGAACCUUCUAAAGGAGGAGGUAAGAUUGUACAGCUGCACACCUCGUAACUUCUCAGUGUCCAUAAGGGAAGAGCUAAAGAGAACAGAUACCAUUUUCUGGCCAGGUUGUCUCCUGGUUAAGCGCUGUGGAGGAAAUUGUGCCUGCUGUCUGCACAGCUGCAAUGAGUGUCAAUGUGUCCCCAGCAAAGUCACUAAAAAGUACCAUGAGGUCCUUCAGUUGAGGCCAAAAAUUGGAGUCAGGGGACUGCAUAAAUCACUCACCGACGUGGCCCUGGAGCACCACGAGGAGUGUGACUGCGUGUGUCGAGGGAAUGUGGGAGGCUAGCUGCACCUCACCACCAUCCCUUCCCUAGGACUGUCCAGCAGCUGCUGGUUGUUUUAGAGAACUUACACAUUAUCUCUAACCAAAACCUCGAUUGUUGGCUUCAAAGACCUUCCAUCUUUAGGAUCCACAGCGUGUUCUGAAAGACAAGACACCAAAUGGAGUUAAGAAUUAUGCAAGAGAGCUUUUGAGAAGAGGCCCAAAAGACAGGAGAACAAGUCUUCAAACAUGGAAAAGUGAAAUGUUUUAGAUCACUAGCUAGUUAAGAGCUGCCAUGUUCCUUUUCUACUACCUGCAUUCUGUAUUUUGAGUGUCUUGGUAUGGCUUAGGUUAAUGUCAGUUCAAGAAGAACCUGUAAAAGUGAACACCUGAGGUGCCCUGCUUAACUCUAAAGCUUCAUGUUCUGGGCCUAAAAUCACAGAAAAUCUGGAUUUUUUCCCCUUAUAUUUGCAUAUAUAUAUAUAUAGAUAGAUAGAUAGCUAUGUCAGAAUGCUCUGUGUUCUAUAAACUUGGUUUUUAAAGAGGAACUAUGUUGCUAGGAAUUAAACUGGUCUUAUGCUGAUAGGAAAGACUGGAUUUUCCAUGCUUCUCAUUAAAAUUUCUGCCAUGUAAAAGAAGAGAACUAUAUUCAUGGUUUGGAAGAGGCAAACCUGAAAAGAAGAGUGGCCUUAUCUUCACUUUAUAAAUUGGUUCAUGUGUUUUAUUGUGUACAUUUUUAUAUUCUCCUUUUGACAUUAUAACUGUUGGCUUUUCUAAUCUUGUUAAAUAUAUCUAUUUUUACCAAA
Molecule: messenger RNA, 2274 nt
Organism: Castor canadensis (American beaver)
Lineage: Eukaryota; Metazoa; Chordata; Mammalia; Rodentia; Castoridae
Gene: Pdgfc
Product: platelet derived growth factor C
Biological process (GO): positive regulation of phosphatidylinositol 3-kinase/protein kinase B signal transduction; positive regulation of cell migration; positive regulation of protein autophosphorylation
Cellular component (GO): membrane
Molecular function (GO): growth factor activity; platelet-derived growth factor receptor binding
Source: RefSeq, a predicted model, not a curated record